This is a messenger RNA of Misgurnus anguillicaudatus (oriental weatherfish), 2571 nucleotides long. Its product is annotated as STAGA complex 65 subunit gamma. Gene Ontology annotation, cellular component: SAGA complex. The record is from RefSeq and is a predicted model, not a curated record. Gene Ontology annotation, molecular function: protein heterodimerization activity; transcription coactivator activity. NCBI's taxonomy places the organism in Eukaryota, Metazoa, Chordata, Actinopteri, Cypriniformes, Cobitidae.
UCCAACCAUUUAUAGUGUAUUUAGCCUUUUAAUAUCAGAAUGUGGGGUUUCGAUGUUGAAGGAACUAUUAUAUUUUACACGGACACAUGUUAGUGUUGCACCUGGUAACCGCGGUUCUCAACUAACGUUAAACAUAAAUGAAAUAAUUCACGUUAUUCUGCCAUUCUUCGCCCUUUACGGUCAUCAGCUUAUAUUGGAGAUUCACAUGAAUGGAUUAGUUUUAACAGCUAUAAGGAAAAGAAAGAGCAAUAUAGUCCUUAUCUCCGUUAAUUAAUUGAAAAUCACCACACCUGCAUUACAAGAGAGCUGAAGAUUUGUGUCAGUGUUACAGAAACAUCCCAAUACUGAAUGAAGAUGAUGCGCUAUUGGGGUGAGCUUCCUGUAGCUUCAGCGCCUUCAGGUCGCAGUUCUUUUGACCUUCUGCAGCGUGAGUUUCGCCAGGUGGAAAUGCAAGACCCUCCACUGCACCAGCCAUCAGCACAGCGCCCACGUCCUACCACCAUGCUGGAUAUCCCUUCUGAGCCCUGCAGCCUAACCAUUCAUACUGUGCAGCUGACCCAGCAUGCCCGUCGUCUCCGGGGACUCAUUGCUGCUGCACAGCAAAGCCAGCAACCCCUGUCCACUUUAUCAGAAACCCCAGGUGCCUUCAAAUCAGAAGACACAGACCUUCUACCUCCCCGGCCUGCCACACCAUCCGUACCUGAUGAUCUUCUGCCUCUGGACAGCAAAGCCCCCCGGCAGCCAUUCCAGUUACGUCACAGUGACCCAGAGAGUGACUUUUACAAAGGCAAAGGUGAGCCGGUCACAGAGCUGAGCUGGCCAUCUUGUCGUCAACUUCUGUAUCAGUCAGUUGCCACAGUUCUUGCUCACGUUGGUUUUGAGUCAGCAAAUGAGAGCGUGCUGGAGACUUUGACUGACCUGGUCCAUGAGCACUAUCUACGACUUACCAAGCUGCUGCGUGUGGCUGUGGAUAGGGAGGCCUGCCAGGGCUCUACACCUUUCCCUGAUGUGGUUGAACAGGUCUUUCAUGAGGUGGGCAUUGGUAGUGUAUUGGCACUCAGGCGCUUCUGGCAGGUUCGAAUCAAAGAUUACCACAGCUACAUGGUGCAGGUCAGUAAGGAGCUCUCAGAAGAGUAUGAAAGGCUGGUAAAUCCAGAAAGCGCUCUGGAGGAAUCCAAACCCCUGAAAGUUAAAGAGGAGCCGGUGAGUGACAUCACAUUCCCUCUGAGUGAGGAACUGGAAGUGGACCUGCCUUCAGGUGACCAGACACUGCCCACUGGUGUCAUAGGUACCUCCAGUGAGAGACUGCCUGGAGGAUUGGAUGAAGAGACAGCAGUGAACAGCUCUCCCCUGUGGCAUCUAACCCAUGUGAAGAUGGAACCCCAGGACAGUGAAGAAGCCCAGGUUUCAGGUCAUGGUGUUCUGGCAAGUGACGUUUUUGAAGAAGGCCCCAUGUCCGCUAUGACUGAGGCUGGCAUCCCUCCAUCUCCUGGUGGCUCAGAAGGCAGUUAUGUGUCCCAUUCACCUGACUCGCUCGUGGGCACGUCACCUUUUACCCAGCGCCCUAAGAAACGAAUGAGAAAAGUAUAACACAGUUUUGUCAUCCAAAAGACAUUAAGCACUUUCAUUCUUAUUUUGAUAAACAGUACUGUUGAAACUAGAUGUCAUGGCUUUAAUGGUAUAUUUCAGUGGAAUUAAACAAAAGAGAUCAAUAUUGUGUGCGUUUGAAUUGCUUCUCUCGGCAAAUAGCAGCUGCUCACUGUUUUACCCAAUUAUUGAGGUGGACAAUUACGUGUUUUUUGUAUGAAACAAUGCAGGGAGCACAACAUGGGGAGUAAUUAUAGCCUGAUGUCUGCUUUAAAACACACAGGGACAUCAAUCAAGGAAAAUUGGCAAAUUAAUUACACCAUGCAUAAAUCUGCAUGUUAAAUAAGCAUGCCAUUUCAUUAUCUGUUCACAUUCCCAGGUGUCUCAGAGGAGGUAUUAUCUCUUAUUCACCUCCACCAAAAACAGAUUUGCUAAACACACUGGUUGACAGUAAAUGUAGCUCUUUUCCAGGUACCCAAGCAUUAUGGCUCUCAAUCAAGAUGAAGAGACACUGUAAAGCGCAUAGGUUUUGGAGUGGGCUUUCAGUUUCUGCUUCACGGGCAGUCUUAUUUCAGCAAGACAAAAUAACUGAAACUUGACCUUACCUUUUAAGCUAACAUUUCAGUUCGCUUUGCUCAAGACACCUCAGUCACAGCCUGCCAGUCAUGAGAAUCAAACCAGCAACUCUUGGGUUACAAUAACUGACCUUCUAGCCAUCAGGCUACGACUGCCUUAAAUGUAUUUUGUUACAAAGAGUUUGCAACCAUCUACAACAAGUACACAGAGGCUAUUUUAAAUAUUUUGAUAUACAUUCUUUUCUUUGUUUUCAUAAUUAAUAAAACAUUUUUGUAUCUUUUUAUGUAAAAUAUAUGUUUUGGUACAGAAAAGGACAGGUAUUUGCUGCUUUUCCGUUUCUGUAUGUACUUUGUCUUUUGCUUUGCUUCAUAAACUAGUCUUUAGUAAACUAAAACAGUUUGUACUCAU